CUCUAAAACAGAGAUAGACAGUUAAUGCCGGAGCAGACGAGGUUACGAGUUGAGGAAAAGCUAGUCCGAAGGAAAAGCCUGGGAGUGAACUUGUGGCUUAAUGAAUUGCUUCAAGGCAGGACGUGAUGAUGCAAUGACGGGGGAUACAGAUAAAUAUCUGGCCCCUCACGACCUUCGCGAACUUGGUGAUGACUCGCUCCCACAGGAAGGCUACAUGGGCUUCAGCGUUGGUGCACGGUCGCAGAGUACCAAAGCCAGCCUCCGUUCCUUCAGUUCCGAUAGGUCCAACACGUUGAACCGGAGCUCCUUCACACGGGACAGCAUGAUGAUCGAGGAGAUCCUGGCUCCCACCAAGGACCCGCAUCUGUUGAUGACGAAGGACGCUGACAACGACUCUCUGAGGAGGUACAGCUGGACUGCGGACCACCUGGAUAAUGUCAACCUCGUCUCCUCACCGGUGCAUUCUGGGUUCCUGGUCAGCUUCAUGGUUGACGCCAGAGGCGGCUCCAUGAGGGGAAGUCGCCACAACGGCAUGCAGAUCAUCAUCCCGCCGAGAAAGUGCACGGCACCCACCAGGAUCACUUGUCGUCUAGUCAAGAGGCACAAGUUGGCCUCCCCUCCUCCGAUGGUGGAAGGAGAAGGCCUGGCGAGCAGACUGGUGGAGGUUGGACCGGCUGGGGCUCAGUUCUUAGGGCCUGUGAUAGUGGAGAUCCCACAUUUUGCCUCAAUGCGGGGCCAAGAGAGAGAGCUGAUCCUACUGCGCAGUGAGAAUGGAGAAUCCUGGAAGGAACAUUUGUACGACUGCAAGACCAGCGACCUCAAUCAGCUCCUCAACGGGAUGGACGAAGAGCUGGACAGUCCUGAGGAGCUGGAGAGGAAGAGGAUCUGCCGUAUCAUCACCAAGGACUUUCCACAGUAUUUUGCUGUGGUGUCCCGGGUCAGACAGGAGACCCAUCAAAUGGGACCAGAGGGUGGGACUCUCAACAGCCGGAGCGUCCCAUUAGUUCAGGCUUCCUUCCCUGAGGGGGCGCUGACAAAGAAAAUAAAAGUUGGAUUGCAGGCCCAGCCAAUUCCUGAGGACACUGUAAAGAAAAUCCUUGGUAACCGAGCAACCUUCAGCCCCAUUGUUACUGUGGAGCCCAGGAGGAGGAAGUUCCACAAGCCCAUCACCAUGACGAUCCCUGUGCCGCCGCUCUCAGGGGAAGGGCUUACUAACGGUUACAAAGGAGACAGUACACCCUGCCUCCGCCUCCUCUGUAGCAUAACAGGUGGAACAUCUCCAGCGCAGUGGGAGGACAUCACUGGAACAACUCCCCUCACAUUUGUUAAUGAUUGCGUCUCUUUCACUACCAAUGUCUCUGCCAGGUUCUGGUUAGCAGACUGCCACCAGAUCCCCGAGACAGUAAGCUUGGCCACUCAGCUCUACAGAGAGCUGAUCUGUGUGCCCUACAUGGCCAAGUUUGUUGUGUUUGCUAAGAUGAAUGACCCAGUGGAGUCCAGCCUUAGGUGCUUCUGCAUGACAGACGACAAGGUGGACAAAACCCUGGAGCAGCAGGAGAACUUUGAGGAGGUGGCGAGGAGCAAAGACAUAGAGGUCCUGGAGGGAAGGCCCAUCUAUGUGGAUUGCUAUGGAAACUUGGCUCCGUUAACCAAAGCUGGUCAACAGUUAGUUCUUAACUUCUACGCCUUCAAGGAAAACCGUUUGCCCUUCUGUGUUAAGGUUAGAGAUCCCAGUCAGGAGCCAUGUGGUCGCCUCACUUUCCUUAAAGAGUGUAGGUCAACCAAAGGCCUCCCACAGACUGCCGUGUGCAACCUGAACAUCACGCUUCCCGCGGUGAAAAAGGAAUCGGAGUCAGAUGCCGAGGACGAGACUGAAAAGCCAGAUCGACGUCAUACCUUUGCAUCCCUAGCCUUACGUAAGCGCUACAGCUAUCUGACUGAGCCUGCACAGAAAACAGCAGUUGAACGAAAUGCAGCAACAAGAACACUGCCUUCUGGUCACCCUCACAAACCUGUCUUUCCAACCAGACCUUACCCACCAUGGUCGACUGCUCCUAUUACCGUCCCUGGCCAAACAAGGCCCAUCGGAGUGGGGGGUCUCCUCGCCUCUGCCGAUCCACCGGCAGGCUCACCAGCUAGUUCUCCAUUAAAAUCCGCCUGGCCCCUCUCAGCACCUUCACCUGCAUGUCCCACAACUAUAAGAGCAACCUUGGGCGUUUCACCCCCAGCACCCGCCUCGUCAUCCCCAGUUAAAUCGAUCAGCGACGUACCAUCAUCCCCCAUCAGGUCUUACAGGACUGUGCCUUCACCAAUUAAAACUGUUGUCCAGCAGGGACCAUACCCCAUUCACGGGUCUGCCAUCCUUGCAACACCUGGAAGUAAACCUGCCACAGAUCCGGCAUCAAUUAAAAAUCUUGCUCUGGCUUAUGCAUCAAGGACCCCUUUCCAUCCUUCAGCACCAAAUGCUUCUUUAUCUGAGAGGUCAUCAGCUGCUACUGCUUCUGUCACAUCACCAAAAUCCCUGUACAACCGCUACAGUUCUAAUCUGCCUUUUAAAUCUGCCCUUGUGACAACAGCUGCUUCAGAAGUUGCCAACCUUUCUCCUGUUAAAAGCAUGUCCAGUCUCUCAUCUCUAAAGAUGUCUGUUGACUCAACAGUCACAUCCCGAGGAGGGAGGACAUCCAUGUCGUCCGUGUCCUCAACCGGUCAGACAACCAUUGCUUCCUCAGAAUUUUCCAUGAUGAACGGAUCAGUCUCACCUGUUAAAUACCCAUCCUCCUCCUCCACCCCAUCCUCGCCUUCUUCACGUCUUCUCUCAGAGAGAAGCAACAGUCUUCAGGAGAGGAUCCAAGCCACCACUCAGGCAGCAACCUCCGGUGUCAGUGCAGCCAUAAAUGAAGCUUUAGACUCGUACUCAGUCUCAGGAUAUGGCACACUUAGGUCAUUGUCAUCUUCACGCAGAUCUGCAACAGCAACCUCUGCUUAUGGUUCUCUGAGAUCUGCAUCAGCAAGCCCAAGUCCAGCAGUCUCCUCAAAUACAAUGACUGUCCCUGUUUAUUCACUUGUCAAUGUCCUCCCUGACACCCCUGUAAAACCGGGUCCUGGGUCUCUCAAAAUGGCACUGCCCGAUUCUCCUCGUACCUCGUCCACCUCUUCUUCAUCUUUCCCCUCAUGCGUUACUGGAACAAAACUGAAAUCACAAUUAAAAUCUCCUCCAUUUAUAACACCGCCAAUCAUCCAUCCAACUGCAGCCUCCAAUCAGGAGAUACUUAAAGAUGUAGCAGAUAUGAAACAGGACCUAAUUAGAAUGACGGCUAUCCUCCAGACAGACACACAAAUGGCUGCUAAAACUGUACAAACAUCAAACACUGGCACACCUAAAGAGUCUAAGUUAGAAGAUCAGGAGCCACACACACUAGUUGAGAAGGUCAAAAAAGAUUUAGUCAAAGUCAGUGAGAUACUACAAAAGGAUAUCAUGGCUGAAGAUAAGACCAUUUCAGGUCAUGAGACAAGUUCAGAGGAGGAAUGGCAGGAAUUUUCCAGAGACGAGAUAGAGGAGGCACAAAGAAGUGUUCUCCGAGACUGUUACUCUCCAUUUGACGAAAACGCUCUUUUUAAGCACCAGUCGAUGCCAAGCAACGAGUUAGAAUUCAGUAAAGUGGUAGAUUACUUAACAAAUGACAUUGGUGCAAGUUCUCUGUCGAAAAUGGCACAGUUGAAAAGCGAGCAUGAGGAUGAGGUGAAAAUAGAGGGGGAGGAAAAACAAAAACGAGUGCUCAAGCCAUCCAUGACCAUACAAGAGCACAAACUCAAAAUGCCUCCUCCAGUUUCAGGCAUGAUCAGAUCUCCCUCAGAGAAGGACUUAAGCAAGCUUGCUGAGUCAUACCAAGGGUCGGACACAAUCUUGGAAUCUCCCGAGGAGCUGUCUCAUGAGCAAGAUAAAAGUCCCCUCUCAGACAGCGGGUUUGAGACGAGAAGUGAAAAAACACCUUCUGCUCCUCAAAGUGCAGAAAGCACAGGCCCCAAACCUUUAUUUACAGAUUCCCCAAUCCCCCCCUGUGUAACUGAGACCAGAACUGAGGUUGUCCACAUCAGGAGCUACGAGCAGCCGGAUGAUCUUUCUGAGCCUGGAGUCAUGGAGGAAGCUGCAUCUGCUUUACCUCCUCUAGAGCCAGAAAGUUCAUCAUCAAAAGCUUUGCAGAUGAAAAUACCAGAAGAGGAUGCCUUAAUGAACAAAAGCAUGUGUCUUAAAGAGGAAACUCAUAUCACUACCACAACCCGUAUGGUGUAUCACAAGCCUCAACUGACGGACGGCGCAGAAAUGAUAGAGGAAGCCAUGUCAGUCAGAGACAUCAUGAAAGCUUUUCAGUCAGGACGAGACCCAUCUAAAGAACUGGCAGGCCUCUUUGAACACAAAGCUAGCCAAGAGUCUGUCAAAGGUGAUGAACUCACCCCAAGGUUUCUAGAACGAGAUAUUAAAUCCAAACCUAAAGUUGAGAGGAUAAUUGAAGUUCAUAUUGAAAAGGGCCACAGCACAUCAGACCCAACUGAGGUUAUUAUCAGAGAAACAAAGAAGCACCCUGAGCUUUACGUCUACAAAAGUGACCGUGGAAUAAAGGAGCUUACUGAUUAUGAUGAGGCCCAGCAGGAAGAAGAAGAGCUUACUGCCGAAGAAUCGUUGCCCUCCUUCCUAGAAACAUCUCGCGUUAACACUCCAGUGUCACAAGAAGAGGACAGUCGUCCAAGUUCUGCCCAACUCAUAGGAGAUGAUUCGUAUAAAGCUCUAAAACUAUUAAGCCAGCACUCCAUAGAAUACUGUGAUGAUGAACUAUCUGAAGUUCGAGGAGAAUCGUAUAAGUUUGCUGAGAAAAUGCUUCUCUCAGAAAAAAUUGAAACAUCAUUGCAGUCUUAUUCAGACGCAGAGGAUUCUGCAACGGUGGCAGACAAAAACCGCCACCUUGCCUCUGAGGAGACUGGUAGGUUUGAGGGCACAAAUCAAGGCAAAGGAAGCCCGAAAAGAGAGUUUGUUUCUAAGUCAUCAAAAGAUGGGUCCCCUAAAUCAGGUAAAUUCCUGCACAAAGAUGAACCUUCUCAGUUUGACAAGGUGACAGUGCUCCAUUACUCAACAGAACCAGGCAGUCCAAAACAUGCGGUUUGGAUGAGAUUUACUGAAGACAAACAUGAUAGAAGUAGGGACAAACUACUUUAUGAAGAUCGAGUAGAUCAAACAGUGAAGGAGGCUGAAGAAAAACUCAGUGAGGUAUCUCAGUUUUUCCGUGAUAAAACAGAGAAGCUUAAUGAUGAGCUACAGUCUCCUGAGAAAAAGCCAAUUAGAGGACUGAAGGAGCCUAGAUCCUGGCCUAACUCUACCUCCAGCAGCCCAGAAAAAACACAACAGAAACCUAAAGCAGGGGAUGAGUUCUUUAGUAAAACCAAACUUAAGGAACCUUCAGUUGAUAAAUUUUUUAGCAGCUCUCCAGCAGUAGAGAAGAAAAGCUCUAGCUUACCAAGUAGUCCUCAGAAAAGUGUCAGCUCUUGUACUACUCAAGAUAAAAUCAAACAAGAACCAAAGACCUCUUUGUCUGAACCCUCGUCUCCAGCUCAUGUAACUUCAACAUCAAAGGUCAGUGCAGUGAGGAUGAAGUUUGAAUCUGCUGCUCAGAAGGUCAGUCAAAGUCAGUCCAGUCCUACUAAAAUCCCUCCACCUGUACAACCAAAACCAUCAGUAAAGAAAUUGCAGGAAAGCAAACUACCUGUUUACCAAUUUGGCUCUGGAGGAAAAUCCUCAAAAGUAUCUGAAACAUCAGAAGAAAAUGUCCAAGAAAAGAAUGAGAAAGACAAAGCAAAUAGCAAGCCUGACCCGAUACCCACAUCUAAAAUUCCCAAAGCAGACAAGCUUCCAAACAAAAACUUAAUUGAGCCCCCUCAUGACAUUUGUGAAACUACGACUGAUAAAGUAGCACCUAAAGGUAAAGAUAAUCAGUUCAGUGUGACCCAGGAAAUUAAGGAAAGUAAUAAAAGCUACACUACUAGGAUGUCUGUUGUUUUUGACAGUGAUGCUAAAAAAUACCAGCAAACCACUAAAAGUGUGUCAUCUACUAAAGAUGUAAAACCUGAACUGCCCAAAAAUGAUUCAGAGGAACCAAUAAACAAAAACCUUAGAAAAAAGACAGAAUCACAGAUUCCUGUAAGAACCACAACCCCCUGUUUAGAUAACAACCUUACAAAGAAACAGACGACAACAAAACCCUCGCAGAUACCUACACUAUCUAAACCUAAAAGCCCAGAAACAGGCCCAGCAAAAACAGAUUUAACCUUUGAAAUUCUUGACAAUUCACCGAAAGAUUCUAACUCCAAUAAUCUUCCCAGCCCCAGAGAAAUACUGGAAAAAAUAAUAGCUCCUCCAGUUGUAACAACCAAAGAGAACUUCAAAGGCAUCAAAACAUUGCCUGUUUAUGUCCAGGUUGGCAGGCAGGCAGAGAGGGAGGCUAAGGGGUCACUGUACACAGUAAAACAGAAAUCAAGCUCCGCAAUUAGUCCCAUAAGCCCAGAAGAUGAUACAUUAGAGCAAGUUUCCUUCAUAGACAGCUCAGGGAAAAGUCCUCUUACACCAGAAACCCCCAGCUCUGAAGAGGUCAGCUAUGACCUCACAUGCAAAACUCCUGAUGGCUUUAUGGAAUUCAUUUCAGGCAAGCCAAGCCCCAUCAUGGAGGUAUCUGAGGACUCGGAGGAAGAUGGUCAAGCAAACACAGUUUUCUCAUUUAAAGAGGCAACAAUAGAAAGCAAAAAUAGUGUUCAUGACGCCCAGGCAGACCUUGCGAAUGCUAAUAAAGAAAAAGCAAAAAUGAAUGACAAUCAGCUGGAAUUGCCUGAUAAUUUUAAAGAAGAAGAAACCAUCAACAACUUUGAUGGUGAUAUUAAAGAUCAGGAGCAACAAGAAGUGUCAAAAGACAAGGGUAUUGCAUACAUUGAGUUUCCUCCUCCUCCCCCUCUGGAUUCAGCUUCAGAAAUUUCAGACACAGAGAGAAAGGGCUCCUGUGCCUCUUCAGAGACUGAGACAGAAAUGAUGGAAGUGAACUUACAAGAGGAACACGACAAGCAUCUGACCGAACCAGUUAUACGUAUACAACCCCCUACUCCGGUGCCCCCUAGCACAGAUGACAGUCAAUCAAAUGCUGACGAAGAUGAUGAGUCAAUCUUCCAGCCAAUUCCAUGUAAAAAAUUGACCUCCAAUCUUCCUGAAGAAGAGGAAAAGAAAAAAGAGAAAGAGAAAAUGUUGAAAUCUAAAAGACAUGACAAAAAUGGCAACAAAGAACCUGGUGGGACCAAUGGUUCCAAUGGCUCCACCAAUGGUUCCAAAGCUUCCAAUGGUAAAGGGGAGGAUAAUGACUGUGAACAAAAUGGAAAUGACCAGUCAAUAACAGACUGCUCAAUAGCCACAACAGCUGAGUUUUCUCAUGACACAGAUGCCACAGAGAUAGACUCUCUCGAUGGCUAUGAGCUUCAAGAUGAGGAUGAUGGCCUGUGUGAGCAGGCUGAUUUACGACUUUUUGGACUUCCAGACAGUCGGAGAGAUGUUUGGGCAACAGACACAUUUAGGUCUUCCGAUCGUUCUUUUCCCCAGACCAAACUGGAAGUUAUUGAGGAGGAGAAGACCCCCGAGGAAUGCCAGAAAGACAUUUUAAAAAAUGAUACCUCCACCUGUAACGGAAAAUCUGAUGUCGUUAGUAAAGAUGGAGCUAAAACCCAGGAACACUCAGAGAAAGAAGGAUUUUCAGACUCUUACUUUAGUUACAAAUUAGAAGAGGAGUUCAAUUCUCCUUUUAAGACUGUUGCCAGUAAGGGGCUGGACUUUGAUCCAUGGCCCAGUAAAAGCGGUGAAGGAGAAAUUGUUGACAUGGGGGGAACAAGGGGAAACAAUGGGGAGCCAAAGCCUUACGGACUAGCUGUUGAAGACCAGUCUCAGGCUACGACAGCAGAAACUACACCUGCUCAAACUCCAACGGACGAUAGCACACCAACGAGUGAACCAAACCCAUUCCCCUUCCAUGAAGGGAAGAUGUUUGAGAUGACACGCAGUGGUGCGAUUGACAUGAGCAAGAGGGACAUGGUGGAGGAGAGGCUCCAGUUUUUUCAGAUUGGUGAGCAUUACUACUCAGCAGGCAAGUACAGGGUCAGGGACUUUGAAAACGAUGCCUCCUCACAAUGCAUUAAUGAGUUUAAUUCUCAGUAUACCUUACCAGUCCCUCAAGUCUCCAUUCAGACAAUGACUGUAGAGAUAGCCAAUGUGACUGGUUACAGCACAUGCAAAGAGUCAGCUUCCACCACCGAGUCAAAAUUCUCUACUUUUAAAGCAGGUUUAAAGCUAGCAUCAUCUGAUGCUUCAAAUAGCACUUCUAAAUAUACAAGCACUUUUAAUCGGAGUAGUGAUAAUGUUUCAGGAACCACUGCAGAUAGAUGUUAUUGUGCUAUACCAGACUAUGCAGAUCACAUUCAUUUUGAUACGUUAAACGUAGCACAUAACUCUUUGAGGAAACCGUCAUUUGUCAUGGAUUACUAUUCUGACGGCAAUAUUUGUGCAGACAGACCUAAACAGAACCCAGAAGAUGAAAAGACUUGUUACCAAAGCACCGAUUGUCUUUCAGCACCUUCACAACAGACCAGCAAUCUGCAAACAUUGAGCAGCAAUACCAGUAGCACUAUCCCUGACUCCUAUUUAGGUAUUUCUCAAGAUAGCAGCAUCAUGUCCAAUUUGUUGUCCUCUGCAAGACCAGCACUGCAGGAAGUCAGUGGGUCAGAAACCUCUUUAAGCCAGUUAGAGGAACACUAUGGGAAAGACGAGACUGUUUUUAAUGUAGCAAUAGCAAAAACAGAAGCCAAAGGAGUCAAAGGCCAUAUAUUUAGAUCCAAGUUGCCCUUGAGGGUGGCUAACCACAAACUAUGCAGCCAAAGGCAUCAUGAAAUAAUGGGCAUUUCGAAAGAAAAUGCUCGUGAAUUUUCUCUCAGGACACAUAAGAUGCAACAUAAAGUUUGGGAACGAUUUGACCCUUUUAAAACUUUAUUUCCUAAAUCCCGAAUCCCUAUUUUGAAAGCCAUUAAAAUCCCUUCUAGUUCCCCAAAACAGCCACUGGCCAGAAACAAUCCUACACUCAGACUUAACAAAAAUUUAAAUGAGGGAAGAAUUCAAUCUAAGCACACACACAGAUCAUCAAAAGGCAAAAAUGAAAACAGCGCAGUAGUCCUGAAGAACUUUACAACAAACUCUCUUAAUAGUGGAGCAGCCAAAUCUUUAAACAAAACCAAAUCCAAGGAGGCUGAAGCUGUGUUAGCAGGGAAAACUUUGCCCACUGAAGAUGAGGAGAGCUGCAGAUUCAGUACCACCAGGAACACUUCCCUGUCAGAACCGUCUGUAGCUUCUAGGAGUUCCAGUUCUUCCUGCACCUCUACCUCCACCCCCACCUCCACCACCACAUCACCACCACCCACUAGAGAUGUCAGUAAGAGGAUGAGGACAAGCAGGAGGAAGAUUAGGCGGACACAUGGAGGGAAGGAGCGUGAGCAGAUGGAGGAAGGGAGUCAGGUUGAUCAACCAAUCACGACUCCUGUGAUGGAGAACGAGACUAGCCCCCAGAGUCCCUGUGAGCGAACAGACGUCCGCAUGGCGAUCGUAGCUGACCAUCUCGGCCUCAGCUGGACUGAGCUGGCCAGGGAGUUGAAUUUUUCUGUGGAAGAAAUCAAUUUCAUCAGAGUGGAAAACCCAAAUUCCCUGACAGCGCAGAGCUUUAUGCUUCUAAAGAAAUGGGUGCACAGGGAUGGUAAAAAUGCCACAACGGAUGCUUUAACUGCGGUGCUGACUAAGAUCAAUCGGUUGGAUAUUGUGACUUUGCUGGAAGGGCCCAUAUUUGACUACGGUAACAUAACAGGCACACGCUGCUUUGCCGAUGAUAACGCAGUAUUCCCGGAUCAGUCCGAUGGAGACCACAGUAUAGAUGUGGAACUGAAAACCCCAACAGAACUCAACUACGUCCCCUGUACCCCCCUGCGCUCCGAUGAAUUCUUUAGUGAGGGCGAAGCUAGCGUAAUGUCCCCAAGUAGGACCACACUCACCAGACCUAGUGACCUCUCCCUAGCUCAGACCACAAGCACCUCCAGCAGCGACCCGUCCACCGUGGUUCCGGCCGCUGGCUCUGAGCCUCCUAUUGCGGGGCCUGAAGACACAGUUCUGACCGGAGGAGACAGAGGGACGACUGUGGAGAUGCCAGAAAAUGACCGGAGGGCGGGGAACCUUAAAGAAGAUGGUUCUCAAAAUGGAAGAGAGGAAGAAGAGGAAAUGACCCAGGAGAGACUGCGGAGUCUGCUGGAGGACAUACAGCUGGAGGGAGGCGUGGAGGAAGAGGAGAUGACCGAAGAGAGAGUGAAUGCGAUCCUUGAGCAAGUUCGGCAAGCAGAAAAAAACAUUUCUUCAGUUCCAGGCUGGAGGACUGAGGCGUCCGGAGCCACAGCUGGACACAGCAGCAGCAAGGACACGGAGAGCAGCCCCGACAGUCCAGCCGAUUCCCUGGAGCAGCCCCCGGCUCAGAACGGAGGUCACACAGAGUCGGCCAGGGAAGGGAGGGAAAAAGAAGCCAAGAAGAAAGGGGCCGAAGAGGACAGCAGGACAUCGGGACCCAGCAGAGGACGGGAGGACGUAGGUGACAAGUCCCAGCACAAAGUGCAGGAAACCAUCAGAGCUGAUGAGUCCGGCUCUGACGACGACACCACUGUCACUACCAGGGUGUACCGCAGACGGGUCAUACUCAAGGGAGAGGAGGCCAGAAACAUUCCUGGACAGUCCGUUACUGAGGAGCAGUUUAUAGAUGAUGAUGGGAAUCUGGUCACCAGAAAAGUUAUCAGAAAGGUGGUUCGUCGGGGUUUCAACUCACAGGAAAGGCUGGAAUGUGAAGGCCAGGCUAUUCCAGGGGAAGGAACUUCGGGUGUUGAUGAAGGCGAGGCAGAUGAUGCUGCUGCUGCUUCAUCAGCAGAGGCUGCAGCAUCUGCAGUAGGAAACAAGGGUGGGAGGGGCAAAAAAAGAGGGAAGCGCUCCCGACACGGCCACAAGGAGGAGGCCCAGAGAGAGAAAACACAGCCUGGAGAUGGUUCCAGCAAGAAGCACGAAAAAAACAGUCAGUCGUAACGGCCAAGCUCUAAAAAUAACCAGGUUUUUAAGUCAUUCACGGCGAUGCCACUCUUGGAAAAAAACAGCUGAACCGGAGUCCACAGUGAAGAAGAUCUGGACGGGACGUGUCAAGUCAGCCAAAGUGUUUUAGAAGCAUUCACCUACAGCGCAUGGUUUACAGCAAGACGACGUUACUUUCCCUUGAUUUCGCAUGAGCAUGUCACCGAACUCACUCGCUGUCAGAAAACAGAAAAAAGAAAGAAAAACAAAACAAACCGGAGGGGACACGCAUGGACGUGAGCGGAAAACUUCAGCUCAUCAGCAGCGAAUGAACUGCAUCUGCAGCCAAAUAAAAAUAAAAAAAAGACCUGCUGACAGAACAGACUCCACUCUGACACUCGCCUUUUUGUUUUCUUUUUUUUUUUUUUCUCCCCUCCUGAAUCUGAAACAGCAGCACUGGAGUGUACAAGUGGUUCGUUUUUUUUUU
Poecilia latipinna (sailfin molly) is the source of this 11642-nucleotide messenger RNA. Its product is annotated as ankyrin-3-like. Gene Ontology annotation, biological process: signal transduction. Lineage: Eukaryota; Metazoa; Chordata; Actinopteri; Cyprinodontiformes; Poeciliidae. The transcript is spliced from 26 exons. Gene Ontology annotation, molecular function: protein binding. The record is from RefSeq and is a predicted model, not a curated record. Bases 101 to 11173 code for a protein of 3690 amino acids.